AUGAGAACAACAGAAAUUAAAACCCUUUUUUUUAGCGACAAAAAAGACUUUAAAUUUGAUUUCGAAGAUUUUGUUAAAAAUGAAUUGGGAGUUGGGGUCCAAAAACCUUUUCCCCAAAGAGAAAUUUGUCAAGAUUAUGUACGUGGUGUAUGUCAUCGCGGAACGUCAUGUCGUUAUGAACAUAUUAUAAAGAAAUUUAUAGUUUGCAAACAUUGGUUACGUGGUUUAUGUAUGAAAGGUGAUGAACAAUGCGAAUAUUUACACGAAUAUAAAUUAUCAAGAAUGCCAAAGUGUAUUUAUUUUAAUUUGUUUGGAGUUUGUCAAAAUGCAAAUUGCAUUUAUUCUCAUAUUGAGAAAGAUCAUGAAAUUUGCGGUGAUUAUGAAUGUGGAUUUUGCAAACACGGUCCCGAUUGCCUUAAAAAACAUGUAAAAAAAGUUUUAUGCGAAUCUUACUUUAUGGGAUUUUGUCUAAAAGGACCAAAAUGUUCUGAUGGACAUCCGAAAAUUGAUUUACGAAAAUUAAAAAAUUUAACAAAAUCUUCAAAUGAAUCGGUAAUCAAGAUCGGGAAAAGACAACAAAAUUGUUUAUAUCAGUAUCAGCAACAACAAAAUUCAUAUCAACGACAUGCAGGAAGUUCAGGAUCAAGGAUUCAAAUAUAUUCUUGGAAAGAUCAUAGUAUUGUUAGACAGGGCAAAGAUGAGAAAGAUCUUCAUGUAUUGCCUACAGUUGAACGUGCUGACGAGCAUGGCGUAAAUUGGCAACUUAAAGUAGAACCAGGUAUAUCUUCAUUUGCAAAUGAACCAACUGAAGUAGGACCAUUGCAUUUAAAACCUUUAUUACAAUUCGCAGACAAAGUCAUACCUACAAAUGAAAUCCAUCAAACGCCUAUAUAUUUACUGGCUACUGCUGGAAUGCGACUAUUGCUGCCAUCUCAACAACAAGCCAUACUUCAAAAUGCCUGUGAUUAUAUCCAAUUUAAUUAUCGAUUUAAAAUUAAUAAAUGUUCGGAUCAUGUUCAAGUCAUAACUGGCGAAACGGAAGGAAUAUACGGUUGGAUUGCUGUAAAUUACUUGAUGAAUGGAUUCGUUAAUGAUGAUGGUAAAUCACUUAUUGCCGACGGAAAAAAAAAUUCGGAUCAAACAUCUACAUUUGGAUUUUUAGACAUGGGUGGGGCUAGCACACAGAUUGCAUUUGAGCCAAAUAAAAUUGAAGCGAAAAAACAUGCCAAUGAUUUGACUAAAGUCACACUGUAUACUUUGGACGGAAAUAGAUUGGACUAUAAUGUAUUUGUCACAACAUUUUUAGGCUUUGGAACUAAUGAAGCACGUCGUAGAUACAUAGAGAGUCGAAUUAAAAAAUAUACCUCUACACAUGAACAAAUAGUCAAUCCUGACACUGCUAGAGAACAACCAACCAUUCUAUUAAAAGAUCCUUGUUUGCCUGUAGAUCUUUUACUUACCGAUAGGACAUUACCCCCUCCAUAUUAUACUCUACAAGGAACAGGAGAUUUCAAUCUUUGUUUAAAAGACACUUAUGAAUUAUUAAAUAAAUACGCUCCCUGUUUAGACAAUCCCUGUUUAUUUAAUGGUGUUCACACACCGAAAAUAGAUUUUUCGGUUAAUAAGUUCAUUGGAAUUUCUGAAUAUUGGUAUUCAUCUCACGAUAUUUAUGGUUUGGGUGGGAUGUGGAAUUUUCCAGAAUUUGAAAAAAAAGCUCUUGACUAUUGUGCUAGAAAUUGGGAAAAUAUUGUUGAAACAUAUUAUCUUAAAGGUGAAACGGCAAAUCCUUCAAUAGAUUUGACAAGAUUGGAACUGCAAUGUUUUAAAUCAGCAUGGUUGGUAAAUAUAUUGCACGAGGGAAUUGGUGUUCCGAGAAUGAUUGAUUCGGGUGGAUUGCCUGAAAAUAAUAAUUUAUUAGAAAAAGUUAGACAUAAAUCACCUUUCCAAAGUAUAAAUAGCAUUAAUAAUAUAGCAGUGAGCUGGACUCUUGGUAAAAUGGUUUUAGAAGCUUCGACGUCAAUAAUAUCGUCACAAGUCUUGCCACCGCCGCCGCCGCCACCAUCAUCUUAUUCACGAGCUCGUGGAUUAUUUGGCCAUUAUAAUUUUAUGGUUGAAUGGAUUAUUGGGGUCACAAUUUUGCUUGUAAUUUUAUUAAUGAUUUGGUGGUUAUGUUUGCGUAGUAAGAAUAUAAUUGGAAAAGGAAUAAAAAUUAGUAUAGCAUUUCUUUAUUCAUGUAUUUAUUCGUUGUUUAAUAGGAGCGGUAAAGGUAAAGAAGAACCGGAUUAUAGACGGUUAGAAAGUGGUAGUGGUGGUGGACAAUAUAGCACUCUUUGGGAAAAAAUUUUAGGGAUGAAGUAA
Messenger RNA from Entrophospora sp. SA101, 2358 nucleotides. NCBI's taxonomy places the organism in Eukaryota, Fungi, Glomeromycota, Glomeromycetes, Entrophosporales, Entrophosporaceae. The record is from the annotation of a GenBank genome assembly.